GCAAGUGAGCGCCAUGUGCAGGAUCUCAAUUCGAAUCCUGUCCUGCCCUGGAGCUCCGGCAGUUUUGACAUCGUCACGCUUGCGCUCAGUGUUCAAUACCUGACAGACCCCCGUGCCGUCUUCACGGAGAUGAAUCGUGUGCUGAAGCCCGGCGGGCUCGCAGUGGUUGCCUUCUCCCAUCGUGCAUUCAUUGAGAAGGCGGUGCAGGUUUGGGCAGCCGAGCCUGACGACGGCGAAGGGCAUGCACACCUUGUGAGCCGCUACUUCCAGCACGGGCCAUGUGGUGGCUGGGAGAAGCUGGCGACAGUGGAUGUCAGCCCACAACAUGGGGAUCCAGUUUGGCUGGUGACUGCGGUGAAGCCGAAUUCGCAAUAG
Messenger RNA from Symbiodinium necroappetens, 375 nucleotides. The record is from the annotation of a GenBank genome assembly. Lineage: Eukaryota; Dinophyceae; Suessiales; Symbiodiniaceae.